AUACUGCUGCUGUGAUGGACUGCUCUUGUAGCAUGCUAACAUGAGCACAGCUAAUGACUUAGCGAAAUGGGACACACAGCAACAAGACAAUCACACGUGCGACUCUAUUUGUAUAAUUACGUGUUUGUCUUGAAGUGGAAUGACGCUGAACUUCCGGGUGUUGAGCAUGUUCACCAGCCCAUCUCUGAUUUGAAGACUUGGUGACGCCACAGAAGCAAUCCACCGAAUUCCACAGCAGCGGAGUCUCAGGAGUAGAUAACAUCAAAAGGAUGGCUUCGCCGUUUGUGCCUGUCCCUGUGCCCUUUGACAGAGCCUCAUCAAAUGCUAGCAAAAAGGUGAAACGGCCACAGCGGGCUUCCUCGCUGGGAAGCGUCUCCAGCAGCUCGGCGUCUUCAUCCCCAAUAAUCACUUCCACCGUGGACGAGCAUGGAAGAAGAUGUGGAAGGUCCCCACGCCAGUCCCGGGGCAGCCGGAGCCAAACGCCACCGCCUCUUCGGGGCCCGGUAUUGCAGACGAGGGUGAAUGGGACACUUGAGCGCUCCUUGGAGUUUCCGAGCUGCCCUCGCUCUGUGUCGGAUCCUGUCGGGAACCAACAGGGAGGAGACGAGGAGAGGCCAAUCACCCCAACGGUGCUUGGAUACGAGGUUAUGGAAGAGAGGGCAAAGUUCACGGUUUAUAAGAUCCUGGUGAGAAAAACUACAGAUGAGAGCUGGGUAGUUUUCAGGAGGUACACAGACUUCUCCAGACUCAACGACAAGUUAAAAGAGAUGUUUCCUGGAUUUCGGCUUUCACUGCCCCCAAAACGGUGGUUUAAAGACAACUAUGACAGCGACUUCCUGGAAGACAGACAGUUGGGACUGCAGGCUUUUUUGCAAAACCUAGUUGCACACAAAGACAUUGCUAACUGCCAGGCAGUGAGAGAGUUUUUAUGUCUGGAUGAGCCGCCGGGGCCUUUUGACAGUUUGGAGGAAAGCAGGGCUUUCUGUGAGACUCUUGAAGAAAGCAACUACCGUCUGCAGAAGGAACUGCUGGAGAAGCAAAAAGAGAUCGUCUCGCUCAAGAGGAACCUUGAGGAGAAAGAGCAAGCCAUUCUGCUGUUGGAAAAGCAUAUAAAUGGCGAAUGUGUGAGCUCACAGUCUCCGUGCGGCCUCUCUGCUCAGGAAAGUGAGAGCAGUGCAGACGUAGAUAUGGAAUCAUCUGCUGCAGAGGCUGAUCAGGAUAUUCCCAGCAACAGCGGCGGCACAUGCGAGGUCCACCUGGGGAAAUCGUCUGCCUGUUGGUGCGGGCCUUCACUCAGCGCCUCUCCUCCUGUCAUCCAGGUCACCCAGCUUGGCCAACUGACGGAUCAUUAAGACAAGCAUCCUCUUCUGCUCUUCCUCUUUCAUUUAGAUAUGACUUUUACACCCCCUCCAUUCCUGUAAGUGGGCUCGAGUGGUAGACGUGUUUUGUUCAAAAGCUGUGAAAAGUAAGCCUCUUGGUUCUGCUACAGCCUGUUCCACUUACGCCUAUAUUGUCUCCAUAUGAAGGGUCAUGGGAGAUGUCGUCUCUUCUCGAGAAGACAUUCUGAAGGCAAUGUAAGUUUCUAUAUAAUAUCUGGAAUUGCUUACCAGCUCACACGACGUAAACGUCUCGUCUUUACCCUCCCCAUAAACCUUUAUGCCGCCUAUUUGACUUGUUUCAUCCUGCUGGUUCAAAGUCAAAGUAUUGCCUUUUGACUAAAAUAUAACAGAAAACGGAUGCUUCGAUUUUAAGUUCUUUUUUUUGUUAUGCACACACCUACUUUGCACUGCCAGUACUUGAGACACGUCACUGUUAGGAUUGUGGGGGGAACUGAAUAAAUGCUGUUAAAUGCAGGAAAGGACACUUAAUGUUGCGGUAGUGCACCACUUGAUCCCAUUAGCACCAUCUUACCCCCUUCCCCUUAAGUACGUCACUCUGCUGUAUUUGCAUCUUUAUUCAUUGUAGAUAAAUGCAACUAUAAUAUGCAAAAUGUAUUGACUUUCACAAGCAUCAAAACCAAAAUACAUCAUGUCUUGGUGGAACUAUUUUAUGCAAAAGCGAAAGCUGCGGGACUAUGCUUUUGAUAAACGCAAUGCAGCCAAAUGCAAAUUCAUCCUUCCUGUCUCCUUGUCACAUUCCAUAAUUACACGCACUUUCACAUGUCUGGUAUCAGAAACGUUUACAACACUACACAGCACCUCCUGUCAAGGUGAUUGCGAUAAGGAAGUUGACGUCGGAUCUAAAGCCGCUUUGUGACAGUAACUAUUUGGAACGAAAGUUGAAGUCAUUACUUCCUUCACUGGAAUAACUGAGCCUUAGUUUUGCUGAGUUGAGUUCAGGGGUGCCCAAAAAUGAAAAGAUGCCACUUUGAUAUUUUGCAAACCAACACUUGUAGAUAUGCUAAGAAGUUUUGAACAUGUUUUUUGUGUGUAUUAUGACUUAAUUUGCUUUCCCUGACCUAAUUUUCUUUCUAACAUAAACUAAAAAAUGAAUAUUUUGACUUUAUUCGCGUAAUUUUUUGUGCAAAUUCAAGUUGAUGUCGGAUCUAAUGCCGCUUUGUGACAAUAACUAUUUAGAACGAAAGUUGGAGUCAUUACUUCCUUAACUGGAAUAACUGAGCCUUAGUUUUGCUGAGUCAAGGUCAGGGGUGUCCAAAAAUGAAAGGAUGCCACUUUGAUAUUUUGCAAACCAACACUUGUUGAUAUGCUAAGACGUUUUGAACAUGUUUUUUUUUGUGUAUUAUGACUUAGUUCGCUUUCCCUGACCUAAUUUUCUACCUAAUUUUCUUUCUAAUGUAAACUAAAAAAAUGAAUAUUUAUUCCUGUAAAGCUGUUUUUUCGGUUUAAUCUUUCUAGUAAAUUGGCGUCUUUAUGAUUUUGUUCCCAAAAUAGUGACUUUAUUCUCGUAAUUUUUUGUGCAAAUUGAAGUUGACGUUGGAUCUAAUGCCGCUUUGUGACAGUGACUAUUUGGAACGAAAGUUGGAAUCAUUGAGCCUUAGUUUUGCUUAGUUUUGUUUUCUGGUCUUUUUUUGACCUAAUUUUCUUUCUAACGUAAACUAAAAAAAAUUAUAUUUGACUUUAUUCCUGUAAAGCUGUUUUUUUUUUCAGUUUAAUCUUUCUAGUAAAUUGUCGUCUUUAUGAUUUUGUUCCCAAAAUAUUGACUUUAUUCUCGUAAUUUUUUGUCCUAAUAUUCUUUAAUAUAUCACACAGCAACUUAUGACUUUAUUCACUUUCCCUGACAUAGUUUCUUAUACCUAAUUUUCUACCUAAUUUUCUUUAUAACGUAAUCUAAAAAAUUUGUAUUUUGACUUUAUUCCUGUAAAGCUGUUUUUUCGGUUUAAUCUUUCUAGUCAAUUGUCGUCUUUAUGAUUUUGUUCCCAAAAUAUUGACUUUAUUCUCGUAAUUUUUGCCCUAAUAUUCUUUAACAUUUCAAAAAAAAAUUGUUUAUAUUUUGACUUUAUUCUCUCUUGUACUGCUGAUUUUUCAGUUUUUCCUGCUGUUAAAUUUAACAAUAAUAACAGCCGUGAACAGGCCGCACUUUGGGCACCCCUUGGUCUGACGUUAGCUUCCCAUCCAUCUUUUCAGGAAAAAGAUAGCCUUGCUUCUUUCUAUCAGUGGGAAUAUAUUUAUAGCAUGCUUAAAAGCCAUAAUUUUAUGUGUGUUUUCACUCUAUGCGCCUAUACCUACACUUAAUAAUGAACUCUUCUAAAUAUGCCUUGGUGUGAAGCACUUUAUGGAUAAACAAUAACGCGUGCUUAAAUGUGCUUUUUUGUUCUGAUAUCAAACGUGUGCCUUUUUGGAUGACUGAAUCUCUUUCCGAACGGGAUCUAAAAUGCUAUUGUUGUAAAUGAUCCUGUUUCUGUCAUCGUCUAACGUCUUUACAUGUAUUCUAAGUGCCUUUCACGUCUUUCACAUGUUUCAUUUGGUGGUUUGUGGUUGCUUUAUAGAUGCCUAUAUAUAUAUAUGUGACGCUGUUUGGAAUAGGCUGGACCGAGAUGUUUUUAUAAUGUGGGGUGAACUUCACAUUUCUAUAUUUGGUGUGUGUGUGUGACGGGUUAAUAAAAUAUUUUUAAAAAAUCUCAAUACUGUACAUAGACUGCAGGACAUGCCGUGUAUCUGGAAGGAAUAUUUAAUUGAUACAUUUUAAGUGGAAUUAUGUAAUGUGCGCACAUAAAUGUAUACCCACAGUCAUUGUCUCAUGUUUUGAAAAGGAAGUUGUGGGUUCCUUCUAAAGCUGGAUGCUAUGAAAUUGCAAUAAAAGUCUUGAUAUAUUCAA
Doryrhamphus excisus (bluestripe pipefish) is the source of this 4275-nucleotide messenger RNA. Its product is annotated as sorting nexin-16. The record is from RefSeq and is a predicted model, not a curated record. Gene Ontology annotation, cellular component: early endosome; late endosome. NCBI's taxonomy places the organism in Eukaryota, Metazoa, Chordata, Actinopteri, Syngnathiformes, Syngnathidae. Gene Ontology annotation, molecular function: phosphatidylinositol binding. Gene Ontology annotation, biological process: endosome to lysosome transport; protein targeting to lysosome; early endosome to late endosome transport.